UAUUUUAAAAAAAGUUAUUGAUAAUAUUGUCAAUUGCCCAGAAUGUAACAGUUGUAUUGUUUUUACAGAUGAAAACGAUAAACGAAGUGGGCUUUCUCACAAGUUGAAUUUUAAAUGUACUAAAUGUAAAUUUCAGUAUUGUACAUAUACAUCCGAUGAUGUUAAAAAAUCUGUAUCUAAACAAGGCAGAAAUUAUUUCGAUAUCAACCUUAGGUUAUUGCUUUUCGUGAAAUUGGGAAAGGACACCAAGCCUUAGUGGACUUUGCACGAAUUGCAAACACUUCAUGCAUGAAUAACAACGCAUUUAACAAACUUAAUAGCACUAUUCAAAAUGCAUAUAAAUUAUCAGCAGAACAAUCCACAAAGGCAGCUGCAAUAAAAGUUAAACAUAAAGUUAAAGAGGAGCACAUUGGUUCAGGAAAAAAACUAAUUAGAGUUUCUUCAGAUGGCUCAUGGCAAAAAACCCGGUCAUGUUUCGCUAAAUGUUGUAAUGACCACUAUUUCAGAAGAGCAAUGUAUUGACUUCGAAGUCUUUUUCAAGUAUUGUAGGGGAUGUAGAAUGUGGAAAAGAAAGCAAAAUCAUCCAGGUUAUGCUGAAUGGAAAGCUAAUCAUGUUUGCUCCUUAAAUCACAUUGCAUCGUCAGGGGUUAGGGAAAGUGCUGGUGUGGUAAAGAUAUUUAAUCGUUCUGUAGAAAAAAAUGAUUUGAUUUUUAAAUAUUAUUUGGGAGAUAGAGAUUCCUCUGCAUUUAAUGAUGUUCUUAGCAGUAAUCCAUAUGGAAAGUAUCAAAUCGAACCGGAAGAGUUAGAAUGUGUUGGUCAUAUCCAAAAGCGCAUUGGUACAAGAUUACGUAAUCAAAGAAAAGAUAUACAUCAUGGUAAUCGGUUAACUGGAAAAGGAAAAUUGACAGAAUGCGCAGUUAAUAGAAUACAAAACUAUUUUGGUAUGGCUAUUAGACAGGCUGCAGCUUAUAAUUCCUUAAGUAAAAAUGAAAAGGUAUACCAAGUGAAAAAAAACAUUCGCGCAGUUCUUUACCAUUGCACUAAUUUCCUGAUCAAUUUUAUCGCCACGUGUUAUGUCCAGUGGGUCCUAAUAGCUGGUGUAAAUGGAAGAAAGGAAACUCUUCAGAAAUGGAACUAAGUUCUGGGAAAUAUCGUCCAGCUGUUUUAAAAGAAAAAAUGAAUGGCACACAAAGUGAAAUUGACCAAUCAAUUUCUUCCAAGCAUCAAUCAGUUAAUCCAGAUUACAGUUUUGAGAGUAUUCAUUAUUGCAAAAAUGUUUCACCGAUUUCUAAAGAAUCUACAAUUACAUUUUCUAUGAAUGGAAUUUUAUUAUGCGCAUUAGUUGUACUUGUAUCCAUUAUGUUAGCUUAUCUCACGAGUGAUUCUCCAAAUCAAAAGACUUUUCCAUUAGAUCAUUAUUAUGUAACUCCUAAAGUGUUUCAGCUUAAGAUAGAUAACAUGACUAAAAUAUUUUCAAAUCAAGAGAAAAUGUUUUGGCAAAAGAUAAAUAAGCUUGGAUACAAACACCUAGAAAGGGUGUUUAAAAAUGAUACAAGCAAUCUACAACCAUUUACAAUGCUAAUAGCUGGUUAUGAUGGAACAAAUUUGACAAUGAAAUGCUUUUUAAGAGAAUUAGGAUUGGCUUUUACAAAUAAAAGCUAUGAUACUUUAUUUUCUGAAGGAGCCAACAAAGAAAGUUUAGAUAAUCAGAUUCAGGAAAGUUUAAAAUCUCUUCAGAAGUAUGUCGUUGUGACAAAUAUUGAACAGAUGACAUAUGAUACAGCAAGUAUAUUCAUGAACUAUGCUGAUGAACACGUUGAUAGUGCAGUAAUAAGUUUUCCACAAUCUACUAUAAUUAUGACAGCUGAGAUGCCAUUUUCUUUUCCUGAAAACAAUACAAAUUAUAACAGAAUAAAAGAAGAGGAGAAAGUCAUGAAGUAUUUUGUUGAUGAGAUCUGGGGUCCUGAUAAAAACAAAGCUUCAGCGUUGUGGUCUCGAAUCGGAAAUGUUGUGAUUUUAUUAAAACCUGAAAGCUUGAUUAAUUUCGAACUUUGUAAUUAAUGAUUUUUUGUUAUAUAAUAAAACUUUUUACAAAUAAUUAUGAUA
Molecule: messenger RNA, 2106 nt
Organism: Hydra vulgaris (swiftwater hydra)
Lineage: Eukaryota; Metazoa; Cnidaria; Hydrozoa; Anthoathecata; Hydridae
Source: RefSeq, a predicted model, not a curated record